AUGGACUUCCUCCCCUACGACCCCGUCCACGGCGCCAUGCAGCAGCACCACAACUCAGCGCCACCCCCACCCCCGCCCCCACCGCAGCCCAUGGAUCUCGCCUCGUCGCCGAUCCAAGAGAAGGCCAAACCCGGCCGCCCCCGCCGCAGCCGCACCAACAACGUCAACGUCAACAACAUCAACAACGGGCCACCCCCACCAGCCACCGCCGAGUCCAGCACCAUUUCCACAACAACAACAAGCACCGGCUUCAGCACAGCCGACGGCCGCGUCGUCGAGAUCAAGACAAAGUUCCCCGUCGCGCGGAUCAAGCGCAUCAUGCAGGCCGACGAGGACGUCGGCAAAGUCGCCCAAGUCACACCCGUCGUCGUCUCCAAGGCACUCGAGCUAUUCAUGAUCGCUCUCUGCGAAAAGGCCUCCGCCCAGGCGCGCCAGCGCAACUCCAAGCGCAUCACCGCCGGCCACCUCAAGCAGGCGGUCCUGCACGAGGAGCAAUUCGACUUCCUGGCCGAGAUCAUCGCCAAGGUGCCCGACAUCCCGCUGCCGACCGUCGACAGCAGCAACAACAACGGGGGCAACUGCUCGUCGGGCGGCGGCGGGCCCGAGUCGGAGGAUGCGCAGGCGCCGCCGAGCGUGAAGAAGCCGAGGAAGCCGAGGACGAGGAAGGUUAAGAAUGAGGAUUGUUGA
Molecule: messenger RNA, 687 nt
Organism: Morchella sextelata
Lineage: Eukaryota; Fungi; Ascomycota; Pezizomycetes; Pezizales; Morchellaceae
Exons: 2
Coding region: 1-687 (228 amino acids)
Biological process (GO): transcription by RNA polymerase II; positive regulation of transcription by RNA polymerase II; negative regulation of transcription by RNA polymerase II
Cellular component (GO): nucleus; negative cofactor 2 complex
Molecular function (GO): core promoter sequence-specific DNA binding; transcription corepressor activity; transcription coactivator activity
Source: RefSeq, a predicted model, not a curated record